Molecule: messenger RNA, 2145 nt
Organism: Carcharodon carcharias (great white shark)
Lineage: Eukaryota; Metazoa; Chordata; Chondrichthyes; Lamniformes; Lamnidae
Gene: tspan12
Product: tetraspanin 12
Exons: 8
Coding region: 442-1362 (306 amino acids)
Cellular component (GO): membrane
Source: RefSeq, a predicted model, not a curated record
GCUGACAGGUUCCCUCCCUGGCUGCUCAUCCCGCAGGUCCCCUCUCCGACUGCUCUUCCCGCAGGUCCACCUCUCCGGCUGCUCUUCCCGCAGCUCCACCUCUCCGGCUGCUCUUCCCGCAGCUCCACCUCUCCGGCUGCUCUUCCCGCAGGUACACCUCUCCGGCUGCUCUUCCCGCAGGUCCGCCUGUCCGGCUGCUCUCCCCGCAGGUCCUCUCUUCGACUGUUAUUCCCGCAGGUCCCCUCUCCGACUGCUCUUCCCGCAGGUCCGCCUCUCCGACUGCUCUUCCCGCAGGUCCUCUCUCCGACUGUUCUUCCCGCAGGUCCCCUCUCCGACUGCUCUUCUUGCAGGUCCCCUCUCCGACUGUUCUUCCCACAGGUGACGGGGGAGGGUUCGGUUGUGAAACACAAUGAUGGGAUCAACCCUUGAGCUUCUUUCAGAAUGGCCAGAGAAGAUUCCGUUAAAUGCCUGCGCUGCUCGCUUUAUGCUUUGAAUUUCCUUUUCUGGCUGAUGUCAGUCUGUGUUCUGGGUGUGUCUGCAUGGAUGAGAGAUUACCUGAAUAACGUACUUGUGUUAACAACAGAAACCAGGCUGGAAGAAGCAUUCAUUCUGACAUAUUUUCCAGUGAUCCACCCCAUAAUGAUUGCUGUGUGCUGUUUUUUAAUAAUAGUUGGAAUGUUAGGCUGCUGUGGAACAGUAAAGGGAAAUCCAUUGCUCCUUGCCUGGUAUUUUGGUAUCCUGCUGGUCAUAUUCUGUGUGGAACUAGCCUGUGGAGUAUGGAGCUACGAUCAGGAUUAUUUGGUCUCCAUACAAAGGUCUGAUAUGCUUGGCUUGAAAACCAGAAUGUCUCAUUAUGGUAUGGCCAGGUACCAGUGGUUAACCCAUGCCUGGAAUUUCUUUCAGAGAGAGUUCAAGUGUUGUGGAGUGGUAUACUUUACAGAUUGGUUGGAAAUGACAGAAAUGGAGUGGCCUCCUGACUCCUGCUGCAUUAGAGAAUUUCCAGGAUGCGCUAAACAAGCCCACAAUGGGCAUUUUAUUGAAAUUUAUCAAGAGGGCUGCGGACAGAAAAUGUACAAUUUCCUGCGUGGCACAAAACAAUUACAAGUGUUGAGGUUUCUUGGGAUUUCCAUUGGAGUAACACAGCUACUGGCCAUGAUACUCACUAUUACAUUACUUUGGGCCUUAUACUAUGACAAAAAGGAACCAAGGACUGGGCAAAGGAUGGGUCAAAAAAAGCCCAGUUCCCAACACCUUGCCUGUCAUUCAGUAGAACUAAUGAAGUAUGGCCCGAAGAACUGUGAACUAAGGCAGGCAGGUGCAGCUAACAACUUUUGCACACAUUUUGAAAUAGAGGAAUUGUAGCUGGAGCUGAUCAAGUCAGCUGGAUGCUGGAAACAUUGCACAAAAAUUCCUUUUACCUUUGCACACAAAUGUUACUAUAAAAUUUCAGAAGGACUUUUGAAUUCUGUAUUACAGCAUCAUCCCAAACAAGUGGAUAAGAGAGUGAGAAAGAAACUUUUCAAUGAAGGUAACUGGAAAAGGGUUUAUUUUGAUUUUGGCACUUUUCCAUUGUUGCUACAGAAGGCCUGAACUUUCUUGAGUUUCACUCUCCCUUUUGGUUCAUCUUGUCGUCAGUCCUUCAUUGGAAACCUCCUCACGUCUUUGCCUCUGACCUUUAUUUCAGGACCCCCAAAUCAAUUGGUUUCCAGGCACCCACUGGAAACCACUUUAAAACCAAGAAGUACAAAUGGCAGCAAGAGUGCUGAGCAUCUUCCAUCAGUAACACUGAUCAAUGUAAAAGUGCCUUAAUUAAAUAUAUUUUUUGCAGAUGUUAUUGUAGAAUACUGAAGUUAUUGUGAUUGUUCAAGAGCUUUGGGUUGGCAAUAAUCUUUGCCAGAAAAGGUUCAUUGCUGUACUAUGAGAAUUUUCCAGAAAUAUAGAAUUGAUCAAAGCCAUUAACUUAAAUUUGUUUACAUUCUGCGUUAACCAGACAUUGGUGUGAUUAUUUUAAUUGAUGUACUGUUUUGUGUUAUUCACUGGUUUGUAGAGUAAUUGUCUUUUAGAAUAUUGGUCUUUGGAAUUAGCUUCCUUUGAAUCUUUCUUGUUGCAAAUCCCUAUCUUUCUCCUAUUAAAACUAUUGGUGUA